CCAAAACAAUUCCUCUGUUGUUGACGUGUCAGUGCUUUUAUUCAGCAACUUAUUGCGCUGAGGCUCCUAUUCAAGGAAUACUUUGACGCUUUUUACGUCUUUUAGUUUGUCAAAGUGUUCCAAGAUGAUGUUUCUAACGCUCUGUUCGAGCUGGUAAAUGUUAUAGAGACGCUGAUUACUGUUACCAACCAGCAUCUGGUGUUAGCUAGCAGCCUGUAGAUUCCAGGUGGUGGCCACACCAGGGCGACGGUUGUAGUUUCAGUCCGUUUAAAACACAUUAAAUUUAGCACACCUGUGACUCAGAGAGAUGCCGCCCAACAAACGGAUCCACAAGAAAACACUGAAGUUGGAGUGUGAAUGGAGUUCGUGUCAGGAGUCGUUCAGUCGGAUGGAGAACUUCUGCAAGCACGCGGAGGGUCACCUUACUGCCGUGAACAUGGCGGAGGAGGAUGAAGAAGAAAUAGAAGGGGAGAGAAACUGUCUUUGGAGAGACUGUGGCUUCUGUUCUGUAGAGGGGCCUGAGGAGUUGCGAAGACAUCUGUUCUUUCACUGUUACCAUACUAAGUUGAAGCAAUUGGGUCAGCAGGUGCUUAACGCCCAGCCAGAAAUGGGCACCUGCUCCAUCGGCUACCACAACCGCAACAGCAUCCCUGAAAUCCCAGACAAUUUUAUCUGCCUUUGGGAGGACUGUGAGCAACCACCAUAUGAAAACCCAGAGUGGUUCUAUCGCCAUGUGGAGAUGCAUGGCCUGUGCAUGGAUAUACCAGCAGGAGACUGUGAAUUCCCAGUACGCUGUGGAUGGAAAGAUUGCGAAGCCACUGCUAAAGGGCGUCCAAAGCUGCGAGAGCACCUGCGGAGCCACACCCAGGAGAAGGUUGUAGCAUGUCCAGGAUGUGGGGGGAUGUACGCUAACAACACCAAGUUCUUUGACCACAUCAUAAGACAGAACGCCAUGGAAGGUCAGAGGUUCCAGUGUUCCCACUGUUCCAAACGUUUUGCAACAGAAAGACUACUGAGAGACCACAUGAGAACCCACGUGAGCCACUACAAAUGCCCGCUGUGUGACAUGACUUGUCCAUCGCCGUCUUCACUGCGCAACCAUGUUAAGUUCCGCCACAGUAACGAGAAGCCAUACAGCUGUGAAUACUGCGAAUACAGGUGUAAGAAUCUGGUGGAUUUGCGCAAACACCUGGAUAGCCACAGCAGCGAGCCAGCAUUCCACUGCGACGUUCCCGGCUGCGACUUCACCUCUCGUACCCUUGUCACCAUGAAGAUUCACCACAAAAGGGAGCACGAGGGGAAUUUCGUAGCUCGUUACAAGUGCCAUGUGUGCGAUCAGUGCUUCACCAGGGGCAACAACCUAACUGUCCACCUGCACAAAAAGCACCAGUUCAAAUGGCCAUCUGGACACCCCAGGUUCAGGUACAAGGAGCAUGAGGACGGCUUCUUGCGGCUGCAGCUGAUUCGCUACGAGAGCGUGGAACUGACAGAGCAGCUAAUGAGGGAAAGACAAAAUAGGCAAGCAGACGAGGAUGAGGAUGGCGGCCAGGCUGAGGGUCAGGAGCUGGAGGAAGAGUCCCCGGGCGCACCUCCUUCGGAGCUGCAGGUUGAACUGAGAGGGGUGCUGCUGGAGGAGGAGAGGACUGAGGAGCCAUCUAUCAACGCUGAGGAGGGAAGUCAGGAAGACGGCAUGUUGUACGUUCUCACUGGAGGCUUGUCAUGAACAGGAGGACUCUGUCAUGCAGCAGCUCCAGGAUACUGCUCAGCAGCAAGGAAGGCAGGUGGUUUGACUGCCACAACAGUCUGUCUACAUAGCACACAUGACAGGACAUUCUGUAAUCAGCUGUGCUGUUUCAGAUACAUGGCAAACAUAUGAAGCAUCUUAAGCGCUUAAAAGAAGUUAAUACAUCUAACUGAAGGUAUGUGUACUCCAUGAUGUUGAGCCUAUAUUAGGUAAUAACCCUGUUUUAAUGUGCUUUGUUUACUAAUGUUGAUCUUGUGGACAACCUAUGUGACAGUAUUUUUAGAUUAUUUUAAAUGAAGUCAUUGUUUCUCAUACUCUAACAUCCUCAGUCUGUUGAAUGGAUACUAAUGCUGCGCUGCCUAGUGUGUGGUCAUUCUCUUUUAGUUCAGAAACACAUCAGCAUGAUGCCAUCAGAAUGGUUAAUGUUCAGCAAAGUGUGUGGCAUUCAGCAAAGAGGACCCUACCUCAUCACGAAUAAAGUGUGUAUUUUUUGAUGCUUGAAUAAACU
Chelmon rostratus (copperband butterflyfish) is the source of this 2252-nucleotide messenger RNA. It is a transcript of the gene hinfp, whose product is annotated as histone H4 transcription factor. NCBI's taxonomy places the organism in Eukaryota, Metazoa, Chordata, Actinopteri, Chaetodontiformes, Chaetodontidae. Gene Ontology annotation, biological process: regulation of transcription by RNA polymerase II; anatomical structure development. The record is from RefSeq and is a predicted model, not a curated record. Gene Ontology annotation, molecular function: RNA polymerase II cis-regulatory region sequence-specific DNA binding; DNA-binding transcription factor activity, RNA polymerase II-specific. The transcript is spliced from 9 exons. Bases 308 to 1723 code for a protein of 471 amino acids.